UUCUCCUAGCAGCAGGGUGGGCGUUAGAGGCUCUUCAGAACAAGCCGUUUUUAUCACUACUUCGCUGUUCUCGAAGUAUUUCUGACUCUUGUCGCACACCAGGAUCAAACGUUUUCGCGUGUUUCGUGUUAAUGUACUCGGACAGUUAAAGGAAAACGCCGCAUUAAAUGAGUUGAGCUCGAGACACACAGAGCAUCAUCCGCUUGUCAGGUUGAGCUUCAUCCGAGCCUCGAGCUCAACUGCCCUUCAGCACACUGGAGCGGCUCUAGAGCUGUGCACUGGAGUUUGACGGACACAUUUUCUUCUUCUUCUUGGGAAGUACACGUUUAUGACUGAGAAACAUCACUAAAAUAUCGACCGGAGUCGAGGACAGGAAAUUAUUGUUUUCUCUCACAACGCCGUUACGCAUGGUGGGAAUUUCUACGUCUUUUCAGUCGUUUGCUGGUGAAUCUGUCAGUGCGCAUCUGGACUCGCCUCUGAAAACCGAACGGCGCGUGAUCAGGAUUUAGAAACGAGACAUCGUACUGAGAAGCGGUCCACCAUGCCCGACUCACCUGCUGAUGUGAAAACACAGUCCAGGUUAACUCCGCCCACCAUGCCUCCUCCCCCCACCACACAGGGAGCUCCCAGGACCAGCUCCUUCACCCCAACUGCAUUAACGAAUGGCACCAGUCACUCUCCCACUGCACUGAACGGAGCCCCAUCUCCACCCAAUGGCUUCAGCAAUGGGCCUUCAUCGUCAUCUUCGUCCUCACUGGCCAAUCAACAGCUGCCGCCGGCCUGUGGCGCAAGGCAGCUCAGCAAGCUCAAACGCUUCCUCACGACACUGCAGCAGUUCGGCAAUGACAUCUCACCCGAGAUAGGAGAACGAGUGCGUACCCUGGUGUUAGGACUUGUGAACUCCACUCUAACCAUUGAGGAAUUCCACUCCAAACUGCAAGAAGCGACCAACUUCCCACUCCGACCUUUUGUCAUCCCGUUUCUGAAGGCCAACCUGCCGCUACUGCAGAGGGAGUUGGUGCACUGUGCACGGCUGGCCAAGCAGAACCCGGCUCAGUAUCUCGCCCAACAUGAGCAGCUCCUGCUGGACACAAGCACCACGUCACCCGUCGACUCUUCUGAACUCUUGAUGGAUGUCAAUGAGAAUGGCAAGAGAAGAACGCCUGACAGAACCAAAGAGAACGGCUUUGAGCGGGAGCCGCUCCAUCCCGAGCACCCCAACAAGAGGCCCUGCACUAUCAGUCCCGGCCAGCGUUUCAGCCCCUCCAACGGGCUGUCCUACCCGCCCAACGGCCUGCCACACCCCACCCCGCCCCCUCCACAGCACUACCGUCUGGACGACAUGGCCAUAGCACACCACUACAGAGAUUCCUACCGCCACCCCAACCACCGCGAGCUCCGCGACCGCCCUCGGCCUCUGGGCAUGCACGGCAGCACACGCCAGGAGGAAGUCAUAGAUCACAGGCUCACAGACAGAGAAUGGGCAGAAGAGUGGAAGCACCUUGACCAUGUAAGAAAACUCUUGAACUGCAUCAUGGAUAUGGUGGAGAAGACUCGCCGCUCGCUGACGGUGUUGCGGAGGUGUCAGGAGGCCGACCGGGAGGAGCUCAACUACUGGAUCCGUCGUUACAGUGAUGCUGAAGACCUUAAGAAGACCAGCAGCACCAGCAGCAGUCAGUCCCGACAGCAGAGCCCCGCCAGCCAAGAAAGCAAUGCUUUAGAUAUCCAUAGGGAGCUCCUUCACAGGCCAGUGUCUGGAUAUGUACCUGAAGAAAUCUGGAAGAAAGCCGAAGAGGCUGUGAAUGAGGUGAAGAGGCAGGCUAUGUCUGAGCUGCAGAAAGCUGUGUCAGAGGCCGAGCGCAAGGCACACGAGAUGAUCAGCACGGAGCGAGCCAAGAUGGAGCGCACGGUGGCCGAGGCCAAAAGGCAAGCGGCGGAGGACGCGCUGUCAGUCAUCAACCAGCAGGAGGACUCUAGUGAGAGCUGCUGGAAUUGUGGGCGCAAGGCGAGCGAAACAUGCAGCGGCUGCAACACGGCGCGUUACUGCGGUUCCUUCUGCCAGCACAAGGACUGGGAAAAGCACCACCACGUAUGUGGCCAGACUCUGCAGGCACAGCAGCAAAGCGAAACCCCGGCCACCGUCAGCUCCUCAGCCACCCCCAGCAGCGGAGCCGGGAGCCCAGCGGACACGCCGUCCGCCGCCACUCCCCGCUCCGCCACACCCGGCACGCCCUCCACCAUAGAGAACACGCCGCGCUAGAGUCCGAGCGGACCCUUACUAAAGCCUCAGCAGACUGGGGACUGACUCACCUGCCUCACUCGCUCGCUCCAAAAUGCUAAAGCUAGCGCACUAACAAAGAAAGAAGACUGUACUUAGGGCGAUCACCCAUAGGAGGUCCAUUUCGGGUCAUAUUGACUUGCCAUGAUAGAGAACGCAAAGAUAUUCUUUGUUUGAAAUUCUCAUUGUUCUUUAUUGUUACUACAGCUAUUAUCGAUUACUGCUGGUAAUGUCGUUUAUUGAUGUUGUGGCUCUCUUGCAUUCUUGUAAAUAAGAAGACAAAUGGAGUAGACAGCUGGGACCUCUUGAUGAGUGUAUUUGACCUCCUCUUCAUUUUGUUUUUUUUUGUUUUUUGUCGGGGUUUUUUUCCUCCCCCCUCCUCCGUUCUGUUCUCAAAGCUCUUUAUCCAGUAGCUGGGAUAUGAAACUAUUUGACCUCAUUAAAAGACACUUUAAAUAACAAAAACCAAGGAAAUAUUUCAUAGCUGAUGUAAGCAGAGACUCUGACUAUUAUUAGGACAGCGUUCCUUGUAAAGAAGACAACGAAACGUCGAGGGGGAAAAAAACACGCCGUGAAGGGCAUCUGUGUCGGACGUGGUGGAGUAGACGGCGGAUGGCUUUUCUGGCUCGCGCGCUGAACUCUGCAGAUGUGCAGCAGAUUGUGAAGGAACGCAGAUGUUCGUCCCUCUUCUGCAAGAUAAUAUCCAGGUCAAUGGUCUGAGAAAUAAAAAGCUGUUUCACUGAGGAAUGUAGGGGCGAGGAGGGCCCGUGCUGGAUGUUGAGUACUACACGGCGUAAUGAAGGAUGCACUCUGAGCCCUGAUCCCAAAUGCACUCCAUCAGCUCCCAAAACAGGAAGUGAAGUCAUCGGCCCACCAGAGCAGGACUGUCCGAACCUCACUGUGACAGCCGCUGGGAAACAAAGGGCUGAGAAAUCACCCAUAAAUCACCGGCUUUUGGAAUCAGUCCAGAGCCCUCUCCUGUCCUGCCUAUCUCUCGCCAUCAGUCCUCGUUCUACUUCUUUUUGCCCUUCUAGAUCUCAUUGUGUUAAACACUUGUGUCCUGUGCCGUCUCCAAUGGUUAUUUAUUGUACGUGUGCUGGACAAUUGUGACGACGCAUUAAUAGUUUAAACCACGGUCACAACUUUUUAGUCUUUCUAGGUGCAAAAAGGAAGAACACAUUUUCUCUUUUUUCUCUGUCUCUCUCGCUCUCUCUCUCUUUCUCGCAAGCUGCUUUUCUAUUUGUAUGUGUUUGUGCUAGUCCCCUUGUAGUUCUCUAAGAAGAAAAAAAACUUUUCCCAUUGUCCUCGAAAGACAAACGCUAUCUCUCAGAGCUGCUACUUCAGUCUCAUUCAGAUGUUUUUUCUGAGAACUAGCAUGUUACAUGGAAUGCUAACAUAAAUGUUUUUGUACAUGGGACGUACAUAAAUGUAUUUGCACUGUCACGGUUUCUCUCAGCAUGCUUCUUUUGGCAGUUUUUUUUUUUCUUCAUAGGGCGCCUCACUUCAUAGAUUAUCUUUGGAGUGCUUCGUUAUUACAUAUCUGUGAUUUUUCUUUUCUUGUUAAAAAAAUGGAGAAAAAAUGUAUGAAAAAAGAGCAAAAAGAAAACGGAAAAAAGACGAAACAGAAGUAUCACAAUCUGCUUUUGUUCACUUUUUUUUCUAACCAUCUUGCUUUGAAUAGAUAAGGACAGUGCAUGCACAUGCAUACUGAACGCUAUGGUAUAUGUUGUUUUUGUUUUCUACAAAAAAGGAAAAAAAUGACAAAAAAAGACACUAAGAAACUAACUUUCCAAAUGCAGAGGUGAAAAACAGACAGCUUUAACACUGCAGAGCACCAGGAUACACAGUAUUACAAAAGAAUUAACAUGGAAGACAGCCAAAGACAGACAUGAAGGACCAAAACCUGAUUUUAUCCAAGAUUUAAACAUGACAAAAGAGACUCACUUUUUGUUUUCUCGACGUGUUAAUCAGGGGAAGCCACACUGAGCAAUGAUUCCAUUCGAAAACCUUUAACUCUCCCCCUGUCCAGAGCCAAGACCAGCCCUGUUCAGAUCGUAGGGAGGAGGAGCCACUCAAAACCACGUAGCAGGUCCUAAGAAAAGAGGCGGUCUGAAUGAUUGAGCAAUAACUGAAAAGGUGGAUCCCAUAUCUAAAUCCUCCAGGGCUAGGAUUUCCUUUUUGUCCUUUUUCUUUCCGUAUCAUUCCUCGAAACGGAUGUGUCAUAAGAACGUCACCCCAAAAGGCUACCUGCCCGACCGAAGCGGAGCUCUUCUCGUUCACGAACGGCGCAUAACCAAACCUAAAAUAAAAAGCCAUGUGAGAAACUAAAACUAAACGAAACAACCUCGCCAAUGGCUUAAGAGGAAGAGGGGUCUAAACCAGCACUUAGCUGCACUCUGAUGUUUCAAACCAUGGUGCUAAACGCUGUGCAUUUGACCUCUUUGGAGGAGGGGCUGGCCCUGGAUGCACUACCGGCCUCCUCCGGCACGCUACGGUUAAAUGAUCCAAAAAAAACAAAGGUGUAAGACACCUGUACACAUCUCCAGAGAACCUGCCAGCUAAGCUGUCUUGAAACACUAAUGUACUAUUUUUGAAAAAUAUAUACAGUUAGUGUAAUAACUUCAAUCAGGGUGACCUGAAUAAACUAAGCACGGACAAAGCAUCAAGAAACUCCUCCUUCCCACUCUAGUACGUCUGUUUUGCUACAACCUUUUUUCCUCGGUGGCAAAAAGUCUCACUCUACCUCUGACAGCACGUUAGGAGCACCAGUCGCCGAGCGGACACUGGUCUAGUCAAACCAAAUGGGCACAUGAGAACAGGACUUAAACCCAAAGUUAAAAGCUCAUAUAGCUGCAAACCAUAUCACUACUUGGUAACAAUGCAGACCUCAUGAGAAAAAAAAAAAAAAAACGUAAUAGAAUACGUAAAAUAAAAAACGAAAAAAAAAAUGUUAUGUUCUUUUUAAGUUUGUCAACUCAAAGUUAAAAAAAUAAGUGUUGACACCAUUUGAUAUACACUAUUCAAUAAAUGGUCAAAGAUGAGAAAAUGUGAUUAUAUUCCAAUUGCCCUCCUCUUCUCCUGCAACCCCUUUUCCCCCGUUUAUGUCUUCUGUUGUGAGACACGCUUGGCCGCUCGUCAAUGUCAUUUAGGUUCGUGUUAUUGGGGGAUUCGCACCAAAACGUGAGCGGAAAGUAACGGCUGGUGAAUUUACGCAUGCCUUUUUUGCCAGGUGUUCUUACGUUUUGUUUUGUUUUUCCUCCAGUUUGUAAAGUUAAUUCAACUUUUGGGAUAAUAAAGGGACCGUGGAAACUUAGUGAAAUGAAUUGGUGGGGUGGGUUCAGGACGGGCAGUCAUAGGGUUCUUCGAAAAUCUUUAUUGUGAAAAAAAAAAACUCAUGAAAGUUGUUGUGCAAUACUUAACGGAAACAUGAACCACAGGUUACAGGUGGAGCUGGGAGGGUGUGCUCUCUCUCGUCACACCGUUUCGGUAUACUCUAGGGUUUUUGAGUCUACUAUGUCAGAACUGUGGUUUCUUGUUUAAUCUGUUUUCUUUAUUUUAUUCUCUCAUUUUUGGGGGCUGUAGUAAAUGGUCUGUCAGUCUGUGAAUCUUUGCAGUAUGAUUCUGGUAUUGUUGUACUCUUUACUGUGUAAUAAAUAUGUUCAUACCUGCA
Messenger RNA from Pimephales promelas (fathead minnow), 5948 nucleotides. The record is from RefSeq and is a predicted model, not a curated record. NCBI's taxonomy places the organism in Eukaryota, Metazoa, Chordata, Actinopteri, Cypriniformes, Leuciscidae.